GAAAAACCUGAGGAAUUUGGCUGUUACGGAUAAGGUUCAAAAACCUGGUGGUUGUGUUGGUAUUUUCUUUCAGCUUAUUGAUUGGAAGAAGAGACUUGUUAAGAAAAAGCUCUUCUCAAAGAAACUUUUGACACCUGGUCGUGCUAAAAAAUUUAGGGGAGAUGAAAAAAUGCCAAAUUCCAAACUUCACUUGAUUGCUAAUGAGAAUAGUGGAGGUUUUCCAAAAGGUGGGAGUCAUGGUGUGGAUGUAGAACGAAAGAGUGAAAUGCGAGUUCCGAGUUUGGUAGCUAGGUUGAUGGGUUUAGAUUCUAUACCAGCUGCUUAGCGAGAGAAAUCGAAGAAAGCUUUCUGUCCUGAUUAUAGUUUUAGUGACGGGGAAGAGUGUUUGAGUAAUCAUUGUGAGUUGGAUAGGAAAGGUAAAGAUUUGGAAAUGAGAGUUGUAAAGCAUGAUUCAAGACCUCAUAAGCUUCAGAAAACUGGAGUGUGUGAGAAAAAGGCCGUGACUAGGUUUGGAGCCGAGGCCCUUCAUAUUAAGAGUGUUUUGUUGCGAGCGAAAAAGCAUAACCACCAGCAUCAUCCAAAGCUUGCUUCUCCUUUGAAGAGUCCUAGAAUUACUUCUGGAAAAAGUGCUUCUCGAAGCUCUAGGUUAAUGGGAGUUGCUGCUAAGAUUUUGGAACCCGGAUUGCAGGCAAGUAGAGGUAAAGGCACUCUGACGUAUCAUGCUUCCGCUUGUCCUCUCAAGGGUGGCAUUGUAAAAGGUGGUGUAGGAAAUGCGAUAAUGCCAAAUCAUUCCUGUUACGUUUCCAGCGCAUCCAAAACUUCAAUGGGGCAGACUUCUUGCAAGAAUUGUGGCAAUUUGCUUGAUGUAAUUGACUGCAAGGCCGAGGUUAGGGGACCACUUGAUGUUCCCCCACCUACUGUUUCAGCUGUGAUCACUGCUACCUCGAUGGUAUCGUCGUGUAAGAAGGGAAUGCCGAUUACUCCCUUUCAUGGACAAGGAAGAGAUAUUGUACUUCUGAGAAGUCAGGAAAAAUUCGCAUCUCAUGUUACGGAUGGGGAGGAGGAAAAUUAUGCACAACAGUCGUGGAAUGAAACGACUACCAUAAGAAUUCCAAUGCCCCGCGAAGGUCCGGCUCAAUGGAGUUCGAAUUCAUCAUGCCGACCAAUAAGGGCCCAAGAGGAUGAUGCAUCUUCUUUUGCCUACAAACGCAAAGCACAAGAAUCGAAAUUAAGCAGUGAAAGCUCUUCAUCUGGAUCUAGAAUGUGUAGUAUGCAAGUAAAAAGAGUAUCAUCGUGUGCAAACACUACAAGUGGGACUAAAGACUUUGUUGCUUUGAAUAGAAGCAUCAUUGGUCAAACGAGGAUGAGGUCGCCUACUAAAGUUGACAGUUCCAAAUUUGACUUAUCACAUAAGUAUGGUUUAAUGGUUUUGAUAGUGUUGUAUGUAAAACUAAGAUAA
Medicago truncatula (barrel medic) is the source of this 1459-nucleotide messenger RNA. RefSeq lists its product as uncharacterized. Lineage: Eukaryota; Viridiplantae; Streptophyta; Magnoliopsida; Fabales; Fabaceae. The coding region runs from base 431 to 1459 and encodes 342 amino acids. The record is from RefSeq and is a predicted model, not a curated record. The transcript has 3 exons.